Molecule: messenger RNA, 846 nt
Organism: Fragaria vesca subsp. vesca
Lineage: Eukaryota; Viridiplantae; Streptophyta; Magnoliopsida; Rosales; Rosaceae
Product: probably inactive leucine-rich repeat receptor-like protein kinase At5g48380-like
Exons: 3
Coding region: 1-846 (281 amino acids)
Molecular function (GO): protein binding
Source: RefSeq, a predicted model, not a curated record
AUGUUGUUGCCCGGACGUGAUGUUUGCAAUGUUUUUGUUACGGGUGUUUUCUUGUUAUUGCUUGCUUGUAGAUUCAUUUCUGGUGUUGAGAGUGAUAUAAACUGCUUGAAAAGUAUAAGAGCAGAAUUGGAGGACCCUUUAGACAUGUUAAGCUCUUCAUGGGAUUUUAGCAAUGCCACUGAAGGUUUCAUCUGUAACUUUCUGGGAGUGGAGUGCUGGCACCCUCACGAGAGCAAAGUUUUAAAUAUUAAGCUUGCAGAUUUGGGACUCAAAGGCCAGUUUCCUCGUGCCGUACAGAACUGUACAAGCUUAACAGGGUUAGAUCUUUCGAGCAACGACCUCAGUGGACCUAUUCCUAAGGAUAUUGAUCAGUUGAUCUCUUUCAUUUCGUGGCUUGAUCUCUCGUCCAACAGCUUCUCAAGCCCAAUUCCCAGGAGCAUCUCCAAUUGCACACUUCUGAAUGGUCUUAAACUUGACAACAACAAGUUGACGGGUCAGAUUCCUCCAGAACUUGCUCAGCUCAGGAGGCUUAAAACAUUUAGCGUGUCCAACAAUCAACUGUCUGGGCCAGUCCCCAACUUCAACAAUGGCACAAUCGGAGUUUUUUCUUCAAAUACUGGCACAAUCGGAGUUGAAAGUUAUGCAAACAAUCAUGGACUUUGUGGUGCUCCUCUGGAGAGUUGCCGGUCAUCAUCUCAGAACAAGUGGUCAAAGGAUAUAGUGAGGGCGAUCAAGUCCCACGUUGAACUCAUGUUCGGAGCACUUGGUUUUGUUACAGUAAAUAGGUCAAGAGCGAGUCGGAAACUCGAACUUGAUGUACCUGUUGUGCUUGGGAGCUAUAGUUAA